AUGUCGCGGAUGAUCCUCCUGCGAAUGCGGCUCAGGCGGUGCUUGCGCCUGGGCGAGUCCUCGUCAACCGCCGCCUCCGCCUCCAUCCCCCCGUCGCGCCCGGGCGUCGACGGCCCGCCCACCCCGGCGACGUCGUCGUUCGUCGCCGUCGACGCCUCGCUGUUCUCCGAGUUCGUCCGCCCUCUUCGCGCCGCGGGUCGGCGCGGCGAGAAGAACUCGUCCCACGAGUCAUCCUCAUCGUCCGCAAUGGACGGCGACGUCUGCACCCCCUUGCUCGGGGAGAGGACCGCGCGUCUCGCCGUCUGCACGGACUUGGACGGCGACGAAAUCGGACCGCGGUUUGAGUGUGUCGGGGAUCGGGCGGCGGACGUCGGCGACGCGAUGCCGUACGCCCUCGCCCUUCGAGCCGCCUGCUCGCGGAGGUACUCCUCGACGACGUCCUCGGCUCGCGACCUGCCGAGAGCCCUGCGUCGCUGGCGUCGCUCGUCGUCCUCGUCGUCGCUGCGCUCGUCGGCGAUCAUGUCCGCGAGGGUGUUGUGGAGCACCGCGCGGCGCAUCUGCGACGCGCGCUCCUGCUCCGACGCGAGCCUCUCGCGCCUGCGUCGCGUCUCGUCCAGGGACCAGUCCAGCCGGCGCCGCACCUCCUUGGCCUCGGCGAUCGCGGCGGCGCCGUCCGCGCCGGCGCCGCCCUCGACGCCGCGCACGUCCUCGUCGAUGGCGUUGAGGAUGGCGUCCGCCGCGUUGGACGCGUUGGACGCGUGCGCGAACUGCCUGCGCUCGGCGGCGAUCGCGAGCUCCGACCUGUCGCGCUCGAGUUUCGCGUGGUAG
Messenger RNA from Micromonas commoda, 828 nucleotides. RefSeq lists its product with no specific name. Lineage: Eukaryota; Viridiplantae; Chlorophyta; Mamiellophyceae; Mamiellales; Mamiellaceae. The transcript has a single exon. The coding region runs from base 1 to 828 and encodes 275 amino acids. The record is from RefSeq and is a predicted model, not a curated record.